AUGUCCCGCUCUGCCGCCGCUCUAGCGGGAGCAAAAGGAUGUGUUGGCAAAAUUUAUCAAAAGUCUGCUGCACUCGACGGCAUGUUUGACACCCGCAUUGUUCGCGAUGGUGCGCUUCACUCGCCUAGAGGCUACUGGAGAUUUCUAUGUGUCAGGCGAAGCCCGGCAGCCAAGUUUACCUAA
Molecule: messenger RNA, 183 nt
Organism: Penicillium pulvis
Lineage: Eukaryota; Fungi; Ascomycota; Eurotiomycetes; Eurotiales; Aspergillaceae
Exons: 1
Coding region: 1-183 (60 amino acids)
Source: RefSeq, a predicted model, not a curated record